CCGAAACAUCUUGGUACCGAAACGUCUUAAUAAUAAAGUGCCGAAACGUCUUGGUGCCGAAAAGUCCUGCACCCUUGCUUUGCACGGGAACCAGUUUAUCACGCGCCAAUGAAAAAUUAUUUUGAGAGAGAAUCUACACCAUGAGUGAACAUGCCACUGCCUAUCAAUACGCUAACAGUUGUUGCCGCUGCUGGUGUUGCCUUUACAGUAAUGUUAGGUGGAUUAUUUUUUGUUGAUCCUGACCCAGAUGAAAAAGUCCUGAAACAAAUUGACAUUCAGGAUGUGAAAGAAAUGAUACAAAAAGAGAUUCAGAACAUAAAGAAAAAUCAGCGUGAUGAACAGAAGGGUGGACAGACGAGUCAGGUUGAACAGUACAAAAAGGGGGAGGUGGAGGUGGAGGUGACUCCUGAAAUGUUGAGCAGCAUCAUCAGCACUGCAGUAGAGAAGACGAUGAAACGACAAAACGAUCGGAUACAAGAGAAGUUAGAUAUACUGAGUGAUCUAGAGGAAAAAUUAAUAGAGAGACUGGACGAACACAACAGGAAGGAGGAAACUCUGAAAAUAGGAUAUCAGCCAUCCCCUGAAAAUGACAUCGGAGAAAAACUGCACAAAAUUGAAAAGUUGUUACUGGAAAGAAAAUCGAAUAAUUUUAAUUAUAGUUAUUAUGUUGACAUAGCUAUGACGAACAUUUCCUCUGCCAUAUCAACAAUCAAGAAUCUCUCAGCUGAAGUGUAUGUUCUUAUUUCUUCAAAAUCGGCACCACUAUUAAAUGCUGUGUCUUUCGGAUAUUUCCAAGAUCAUCCUAUCAUCCUAUCAGUCAUCGCCUUGGUCUUGGAUAUUUUAGUUGUAUACUGCCUAUGUCGAGUGUGUUCAAGGUUCCGCAGAAGAAAAAAGAUUACGAAACCGGAGGCCAUCAAAAUUGGCGGAAAAGAAUUAAAACAUGUGUUCACUUCAAAACCACCCUCCUUCUCAUCUGACUCAAGUUUAAAGGUUUGCAUAUAUGUUUAACAUGUUCAAUUUUUGAUAUUGACAUUUAAAACAAUUUUGGAUAAGAUUUAUCUUUUUUGUGAAUAAGACAGAAAUCGGAAGAGACUCUGCCUGAAGACAUUUGAAUGCCUUUAGAUUCUAAAACUUAAGUCUGGAGAUAGAUAAAUAGAUUGAGUGAGUUUUAGGGCUCUGUCAUACGAUGGUGCCCUUUAGUAAUCACUUUGUCAGUCUGUUUGUCUGUCCAUCUGUCAGCACUAGCUUUCUAUGGCCAAAUUAAAAAAAAUGCCCUUGUUUCCAAUCACCAGACCGACCCCCA
Messenger RNA from Ostrea edulis (European flat oyster), 1303 nucleotides. RefSeq lists its product as uncharacterized. The record is from RefSeq and is a predicted model, not a curated record. Bases 151 to 1008 code for a protein of 285 amino acids. The transcript has 4 exons. NCBI's taxonomy places the organism in Eukaryota, Metazoa, Mollusca, Bivalvia, Ostreida, Ostreidae.